Vollenhovia emeryi is the source of this 2150-nucleotide messenger RNA. Its product is annotated as peptidyl-prolyl cis-trans isomerase FKBP8. The record is from RefSeq and is a predicted model, not a curated record. The coding region runs from base 297 to 1538 and encodes 413 amino acids. The transcript has 5 exons. Gene Ontology annotation, molecular function: peptidyl-prolyl cis-trans isomerase activity; protein binding. Lineage: Eukaryota; Metazoa; Arthropoda; Insecta; Hymenoptera; Formicidae.
UUUGCCUCGUGUCGAUCGAAGUCCUCGAUCAAGCCGAUCUCCCUCCCUAACGGUUUUUCUGACGAAACAACCAAAGUGUCUCCGUCGACAUUGUGCUUAUUCAUUCUCGUUAUCGCCGCGCCGAGCAGCGAGGUAGAUCUCGAGGAAACUGUAGAAAAUAAUCGCGGGAGAUUUUCGUGGUUAGAAGAUACGCGGGGAACCGUGAUCAGAUAUCGCUUUACUUUCGCUAGGGUCUAAUCGUGCGGGAAAACGAGAGGUUCACGCUUGUAAAAAAAAACUGCGUACGCGUCUGAGUUAUGAAUAAAAGUCUGACGCUGAAGAAGGACACGCCGAAUGACGUUCCCGGCGAAACGUCCGAUUGCGACGAUUCCAACCAUUCGACGGAAGUCUCGGAGGACAGACCUGAGGAAUUUAAGAUGGAAAGAAAUGUAACGCCAGGGAGGAAAACGCCGGAUGACGUUUCCUGCGAAACGUUCGAUUCCGACGACUCCAACCAUUCGACGGAAGUCUCGGAGGACAAACCUGAGGAAGAAGACUGGAUGGAUAUACUUGGCCAAGGUCACCUGAAGAAGAGGGUCAUAAGGAAGGGCGAGAAAGGCAUGCGGCCAGAGAAAGGCGAUAUAUGUACAAUAAACUUUGUUGGUAAACUUUGCGAUGGCACAGAGGUAGAAAAAGAGGACCAUUUGUCGAUACAAGUGGGAGACCUCGAAGUGAUACAGGGAUUGGACCUGGCAAUCGUGUUGAUGGAACUGGGCGAGAUCGCUGAAAUUGUAAUCAAUGAGAGGUUUGCUUAUGGUAUGUCUGGAACGUCAACUAUACCAUCCCUCGCUACUGUUACAUACGUGGUUGAAUUGAAGGCAAUAGAAGUGGAGCCCGAUAUAGAAAGUCUAAGCAUCAGUCAGAGGAGAGAAAGGGGCAACAAGAAACGCGAACGUGGAAACUGGUGGUUUGGUCGUCAUUCCGUUAGUUAUGCAGUACAAUGUUAUCGUAGAGCUUUACAAUAUCUGCAGAUAGACAAUGGUAAAACAUGGAACGAGAAUGAAGGAGCAGAACCGGUUACCGAUGCUGAGCUGCAAGCUCUCUUGAACGAUUGCAUAAAGGUGUAUAAUAAUUUGGCUGCUGCAUUAAUUGAAAUGGAAGUCUACGCCGCAGCUUUAGAAAAUGCAGACUUGGUUCUGAAAUAUCAACCAAACAAUAUAAAAGCUCUAUUUAGAAAAGGAAAAAUAUUAAAGCUUAAAGGGGAAUACGGCAAGGCUUAUAUGGUUUUACUUGAAGCGCAAAAGGUUGAGCCAGAAUCGAAGUGGAUACACAUGGAACUGAUGAGUUUAAAGGGCAAAAUUACAAAACAGUAUGAGAAAGAGAGGCUUUUUUAUGCUAAAAUGCUCGGUAUAGGAAAUAACGGAGUGUCGAAGGAUGUAAAGGAUGUAAAGGAAUGUAAGGUACGAAAUAAAAGUAAUAUUGCUAAAGGAAUUUUGUGGACUCUGGUUGGAGCAUCUGCUGCUAUCGUUGGUAUAUUUGUACACAGAUUUGCAUCGUAAAAAAAAGGAAAAAAGGAAUAUAGACAAACCAAUUUAAAGGGGUGCAAAAUAUGUUGUAUUAUUUGUGUUAAUAACAGAAUGUAUGAUUAUGCCUGUAGAUUUUUAUAAUUACACAUUAAAUUAUAUAUUUCUAACAACAUAAACGUAUUUGAUGAACUAAUAAAUGAUGAACAUAAAUGCAAAAUUGUUGUAAUUAUAUGUAUAUAUGUACACCUAUACAUGCGCGCACACAUACACAUAGAAUUUAGCAAAGAUUUAUGUAAACUGACUGCGAUAGUACAACAUAUAUACGUAUUAUAAUUUUAUGACAUUAAUAAUAAUUAUAAAGUACAGUGAUAUUUUAAUAUGCUCUAUUGAAGGAAGUUAUUAAAUAUAUAAAUGCAUUAUAUCAAAUUCUUUUAAUCUUAAUGCACAUUGGAUAGAAAUUUACUAAAUUCUCAAUUUCUCCUGUAGCUUAUAUACACAUCUAAAUUAUGCAUGUGUAAAAUAUAAAUAUUGUAUACAUGUGUGUAUGUAUAUUAUAUACACAUAUAUAUGUGUAUAUAUAAAGCAUAUUUAUGAUAUAAAAUUUACAUAUGUACAAAGAACAGAUUAAAAAUUGAGUUUUGUGCU